UCAUCGGUGCUAUAAAUCAUACAUAAAGGAAAUGGAAGCCCAUCCGUCAAUGUGAUAUCAGACGUAGUGUAGCAGAGUAUAGCUUUAGGAGCCAUUCAACACUAGAGAUCAUGUCUUCCACACCAGCAGCAACAGCAGAUGAUAUUGCCAAACAUGGCUGGGCCGCCUUUCCAGUCGACGGCAAUGCUGUCCUCAAUGGGAAACCCUAUCUACACGAACCUUCGCCCCUGGUAGUGAAGGAUAUCCCUUUUCCCUCCAACGAUGCUAUCGUCGCUGGGAUUCAAGAGUACGCCAAGAAGCAUCUUAUCGAAGAAACGUACAAUCAUUCAAUGCGAGUUUACCACUGGGGAUAUUCCAUCCUCAAGGACCAAUUUCCCGAAGAAUUUGGCAAGCUCUCCUUGUCCACAUGGGCGCUGACGUGCCUCCUCCACGACAUCGGCGCUACGCACGAGAACUUACGGACAACACUGCUGUCAUUCGAAUUUUAUGGAGGAAUUCUAGCCCUGAACCUAACCAAGGAACUCGGUGCACCACCAGCCCAGGCCGAGGCUGUAGCCGAAGCAAUCAUCCGGCACCAGGACCUAGGUACCGUCGGUAAGAUCACGUUCCUGGGACAGCUCAUCCAGCUCGCGACCAUCUACGACAACAUGGGCAUUAACCCGCAGAUCAUCGACGCGGUCACCAGGGACGAUGUCAAUAAGGCGUAUCCGCGCAAGGGCUGGAGCGGCUGCUUCUCGAAGACGAUUAGGGAGGAGAAUGGGCUUAAACCUUGGGCUCAUACUACGCACCUUGGCGAGGAGGAUUUCCCCGAAGGCGUGAAGAAUAAUGAACUUAUGAAGCCGUAUGAUAACUGGGGUUUAUGAUGGAGUAGAGGGCUGGAGAGAGGUUUCGGGAUGGUGUCAUCUGGAAGAAGAGUGGGCGACCGACACCCAAGUUACUGUUUAAGCAAGCAGUUGAGAUUUUUGCUCCGUUUGUCUGGAAUAGUAACGCGAUUCUACCUUAGGUAGUUAGACAUGGGCCCAGAAUGACAUAUACCCUGCCCAAAUGUUCCUACUCUUGUAAUUUAACGAUCUUGUAUUGUGUAAGGGGGCUGCUUGUGUCAUUUCCUAUGUAGUUGGCCAAAAAUAUUUUUAAUGAUUAAUGCGGACUCGCGAUCACAAUCAGCAAUCC
Daldinia loculata is the source of this 1170-nucleotide messenger RNA. RefSeq names its product cyanamide hydratase. The coding region runs from base 111 to 863 and encodes 250 amino acids. The transcript has 2 exons. Lineage: Eukaryota; Fungi; Ascomycota; Sordariomycetes; Xylariales; Hypoxylaceae. The record is from RefSeq and is a predicted model, not a curated record.